This is a messenger RNA of Brachypodium distachyon (stiff brome), 1189 nucleotides long. RefSeq names its product ATP synthase mitochondrial F1 complex assembly factor 2. The record is from RefSeq and is a predicted model, not a curated record. The coding region runs from base 24 to 944 and encodes 306 amino acids. Gene Ontology annotation, cellular component: mitochondrion. Gene Ontology annotation, biological process: mitochondrial proton-transporting ATP synthase complex assembly. The transcript has 4 exons. Lineage: Eukaryota; Viridiplantae; Streptophyta; Magnoliopsida; Poales; Poaceae.
AGGAAGGCCCAAGGGAAGCGGCAAUGGCGACGACAGUGGCAGGGCGCCGCCUCCUCCUGCGAUGCGUGGGCGGGCGGCGGCUGCUGGGCACGGCGGCGGAGGCGGCCCCGGCGGGAGGGGAAGGGGACGUGAUCCACGUGGGCAAGCCGGCGUCGGCGGCGGCGACGCGGGACGAGACCUCGGUGGCGAUGCCCAUGUCGUUCAUGACGGGGUCGGUAGUGGGGAAGCGGUUCUACCGCGACGCCACCGUGCGCCGCGCCGACGACGGGAACGGCUGGACGGUGAUGCUCGACUACCGCACCCUCAAGUCCCCGGCCAAGCGCCCGCUCAAGCUGCACUCGCGCACGCUCGCCAUGGCCAUCGCGGCCGAGUGGGAGUACCAGGAUUCAGAUGGAAUUCGACCUUUUACAAUGCCCCUUAUGAAGCUUGCUUGUACUGCACUGGAGAGAGUUCCGUUGACACGAGCAAAAAUAAUUAACAAUUUGAUGCAAAAAUUCCAUCAAGAUUUGGUAUUUUGCCGCUCACCUCCUGAUGAUGAACUUACGAAAGGAGUUUAUGAAAAGCAGAAGGAGAAAAUUGAUCCUAUACUGGAUUGGGUAAACACCGAGUUUGGGUUCAAGCCUGUUGUAUACACAAGUUUCUUAGGGGGGAAGCAAGAUGAGAAGCUAGCUAAGGCUGUAGAGACUGUUUUGAAGGACGCAAAUGAUUGUGAAUUGGCGUCUAUUGAUGCUAUGGCUGCAGCAGCCCAUUCACUGGUAAUCCCUCUUGCAAUAUUUAGAGGAAGGUUGGGAAUCGACGAGUCUAUUGAACUGAUCAGGCUUGAAGAAGAUCACCAGGUUGAUAAAUGGGGCUUGGUUGAAGGAGGCCAUGAUGUUGACAUUGCCGAUCUUAAAGUGCAAAUGUCCUCGGCUGUUGUGUUCCUUCAACUUUCAUGGCAGAAGUAAAACCUUGUGACCGAGAAUCUACGAACCAGUUGUUCUUUUUUUGUUGUUGUUUUAGCUUUGUAUCAACUUGUAUGAAGAGAUGUAGAAUAAUAAUUACUACCUGUGGAUGCUUUUGUAGAAGAAUUUGCAACAUGUAAGUUCAUAGCACAGGGAACCAUAUUUUUCAAAUUACUACCUGCGGAUGGCUAAGGGAAAACAAAGUACCAGAUAUGGCAGGUCCUAAAAUCUUCUAUUUUGUGCUUAAA